Messenger RNA from Fraxinus pennsylvanica, 891 nucleotides. NCBI's taxonomy places the organism in Eukaryota, Viridiplantae, Streptophyta, Magnoliopsida, Lamiales, Oleaceae. The record is from the annotation of a GenBank genome assembly.
AUGGAUCCAGUAACAGCAUCAGCACAUGUUCAUUCACUUCCUCCUCCUUUCCACACAAGGAAUUUCAAUUUGCAGCAGCAAUUUCAUCAUCAGGGCCAUAAUUCUGAAGAUGAGCAGAGUGAAACCAGUGGCCUAAACAUGGGACAGAUGCGAAAUCGCGAUGAAGGCAGGAAUGAAAACAACAUGAACUCUGGUGAGAGCGAAGAGGGCGGGGCCAUGGGAAUGGGAGGAGAGAUGACAAGAAGGCCUAGAGGUAGACCAGCUGGAUCCAAGAACAAGCCGAAGCCACCAAUCAUCAUCACGCGUGAUAGCGCUAAUGCGCUACGAACCCAUGUCAUGGAAAUUUCAGAUGGAUGCGAUAUCAUGGAGAGUGUUGCAAACUUUGCCAGGAAGCGCCAAAGAGGUGUGUGUAUCAUGAGUGGAAGUGGCAAUGUGACUAAUGUAACCCUAAGGCAACCGGCAGCUCCUGGCGCGGUCGUGACACUACAAGGAAGAUUCGAGAUCUUGUCCCUAGCCGGAUCUUUUCUUCCGCCGCCUGCUCCGCCUGAAGCCACUGGGUUGACUAUAUAUUUAGCGGGUGGACAAGGCCAGGUGGUGGGAGGUAGCGUUGUGGGCGCACUUUUGGCAUCGGGAUCUGUUAUAGUCAUGGCUGCCUCAUUCAGCAAUGCAGCAUAUGAAAGGCUCCCACUUGAAGAUGAAGAGAAUCCCAUCAAUCCAGUGCAAGGUGGCUCACUUGGAUCUCCCCCAGGUGGUGUUGGAGGGCGGCAGCAGCAGCAGCAACAACAAAUGAUGUCUGAUCCUUCUUUAUUUCAAGGGAUGCCACCAAAUCUCCUCAACUCAAUUCAGAUGCCUAAUGAGGCCUAUUGGGCUAGCGGCCGACCCCCAUUUUAG